Molecule: messenger RNA, 1071 nt
Organism: Hemisphaericaspora subhashii
Lineage: Eukaryota; Fungi; Ascomycota; Pichiomycetes; Serinales; Debaryomycetaceae
Gene: OP4
Product: Op4p
Exons: 1
Coding region: 1-1071 (356 amino acids)
Source: RefSeq, a predicted model, not a curated record
AUGAAGUUAACUAAUGCCACCUUACUUGCUAUUGUAGCAUCCUCGGCCUUUGUUUCAGCUGCUCCUAUUAAUGUUCCAGUUGGAAACGAAUUAAUGGUCAAAAGAAGUGACGCAAAUGAAGUCUUAGAAAUCUUAAAUGAAUUAAACACCUUAAAGGCUAAGAGAGAAUAUAUUGAAGGUGAAGAUGCUUUAUUAGAUUUACAAAGAAGAGAAGACAGUGCCAUUGGUCAAUUAAUCACUGCAUUGAUUAACUCAGGUAUUAUUGGUGAUGUUUACUCUAAACUUACUACCGAUCCACAAAUCAGUGCCAGUGUCAAAGCUAUUGUUAAAGCUGCUAUCCAAACAGCUGUCGUUCAAGGUCCAGCUUUGAUUAAGGCUGUCUGGAACUCAGGAAUGUUAGGUGAUAUUUUCAACAAGUUCUUAAAUGAUACCGAUUUAAGAACCGCUUUAUUAAACGUUGCCAAAUCUCUUUUUGGUACUGCUGUCAACUUGUUGAAAUCUUAUGCUUCUGGUGCUUCUUCUUCAUCAUCAUCCAGUACUACUUCUUCUAAGAGAGAUGUAGCUCCAGUUGUUGCUCGUCGUUCUACUGUCGACGCUGAUCUUGAUGAAUACUUGGACAAGAGAGAUGUUGCUGAUAUCGUUGCCUACGUUGCCAAGGCCAUCUACAGUUCUGGUUUAGUUCAAAACUUCGUCAGUAAGAUCAUGGCAAACCCACAACAAUCUAUUGACUUCAUGACUACUGCCUUCAAGACUGGUUUAGCUGUCAGUGAAGAAGUCUACAGCUGGGCUAAGAGCAAUGGUCUUUGGGAUGCUUCCUUGAAAUACAUCAGUGAAAAUGCUGGUACCUGGGCCUCUCGUAUCGCCAGUGUUCUUGGUCCUAUGAUUUCAGGUGGUUCAGUUUCUGCAAGCGAUAUUGACAAUGCUUCUGCAACUACUGCUGCUGCCACAAAGACUGCUAUUGCUACUACUACUGCAUCUACCGUUGUUGCUACUACUACUGCUACUGCUUCUUCUAAUGCUGCCAUUGAUUAUGUGGACUCAUUGGCUGCUCAAAAGAGACAACUUUAUUAG